GAUGGUUUCAGGGUAGUCUGCUGGAAUGUCUUUAAAUCACAGAGGGUGGUAGGCUCUUCCACCUGCAGCUGUCCAGGAGCCCAGCUCAGGACAUGUGCUCAGAGCCCGGGGAGCUCCGGAGGAGGCCAGUCUAGAAGGCCAGCACUGAUCUCAAUCAGGCCAAAGUGUCUUCUCCCUGGGCAGGAUGAGGCUGUCAGUCAUACUCCGCAUCAUGGUCAUCAUUUCAACCCUGAUGGCCACAUGGUUCUUUACCCACAUCUAUUUCAACAGAACUGGUAAAACCAUCAGUGUUCGAGGCUACCUGGGUUUUUCCUCAAGGAUAACCAAGGAGAAGACUUCGAGAAAUAAAUGCGACAACAGCAAGAAAUGCCCGAAGGAUUUCUUUGCCUUUAAGAUCACAAGCGGAGCUGCCAAUGUCGUGGGACCCUCCAUAUGUUUUGAAGACAACAUACUCAUGAGUGGUGUGAAAAAUAACAUCGGCAGAGGACUCAACAUUGCCCUGGUGGAUGGAGCAACAGGAGUUCUCAAGAAACACGAAUACUUCGAUAUGUUCUCAGGAGAUAUUGAUCCUUUACUGACAUUCCUAAAAGAAAUUCCAGAGAAAACCCUAGUACUGGUGGCCUCAUAUGAUGACCCAGCCUCAAAAUUGAACCCAGAAGCUCGAAAGUUACUCACUGCUUUAGGAAGUACCUAUGCAGAAAGUGUUAGCUUCCGCGACAGCUGGGUCUUCUUGGGUGCCAAAGACAUCAGCGGAAAAAGUCCCUUUGAAGAGAUUUUAAAGAACAAGCCACAGCAGAACAAAUAUGACGGGUGGCCAGAAGCACUGACGGUGGAGGGCUGCAUCCCCCACAAGGUGAUAUAGGGCCAGCAUGGCAGCUCAGGUCUCUCCACAAAGCCUCCUGCCUCAAGAAGUUCUGGGCUGCCUCUAAGAAGAAGCGGAGCUUGGGGCAGCAGGAGGAUGCCAGCCCCCAGGGGUGGAUGGCAAGGGUCAAAUAAAAGCAACCAUGUUGAAAAGAUUUUUCCAAUUGAUAAUCAGAAGCAUCUCGGAUGCUUUUCCCCACCCCCAGGGACACCAGCCACUGUGCAGGGUCUCAAGCCUCACCCCUAAGUGAGAUGACUUUGGAGCCGAGGCUUGUCCAUGAUUCUGAUGCCUGCUGAUGUUUCUGUUGGGCAGGAGGCUGAUUGUCUCCAACUCAAAGAGGACUGAGGAAUAGAGCAGCAGAAUUCAAUUCUAUUUUGUUUAUUAUCGCUGUGACUUUCUACUAGUUGUGUAAUCCUGUAUCUUGUCUUCUUUGGGGGAAGAAUGAGAAAACUUUUGGACAGAUGU
Molecule: messenger RNA, 1327 nt
Organism: Phascolarctos cinereus (koala)
Lineage: Eukaryota; Metazoa; Chordata; Mammalia; Diprotodontia; Phascolarctidae
Gene: FAM3D
Product: FAM3 metabolism regulating signaling molecule D
Source: RefSeq, a predicted model, not a curated record